UAUGUGAGGAGUGUGUCCUCGAGAGGCCAGUGGUUCACGGAGAGUCGCGCCGUGGUGAGGCGCGACCAGGGGCGCGGCACUGUCGCUCGGGAAAGGGCAUCUACUGCCAGCGUCUUCUUUCAUCAUCAGUGGCGUUCUGGUAGUCGGGCACUAUGGCACAAGCAGCUGAUCCUGCACUCAAUGCCAAGAUCAAUGAAUGGCUGUCAUGGGAUAAGAACGAAGAGACCCACGCCGAGAUCAGCCAGCUGCAUCAGGCUGAGGACUGGGCACAGCUGCGCAAGCUGCUGCUGCAGCGGAUGACGUUCGGCACGGCAGGACUGCGCGGCCGCAUGGGCGCCGGCUACGGCUGCAUGAACGACCUGGUGAUUGUGCAGACGACGCAGGGCCUGGCGCGCUACCUGCUGCAGACGGUGCCGGACGCGGCCGGCCGGGGUGUGGUGGUGGGCUACGACGGCCGCUACCACAGCAGGAGGUUCGCCGAGCUGACGACGGCCGUGCUGCUGCAGCUGAAGGUGCGCGUCUGGCUGUUUUCCAAGAUUUGCCCCACGCCUUGGGUGGCGUUCGGCUGUAAGCACUUCGGCGCCGCCGCCGGCAUCAUGGUCACCGCCUCGCACAACCCCAAGGAGGACAAUGGCUACAAGGUCUACUGGGACAACGGCGCCCAGAUCAUUCCGCCUCACGACCGCGGCAUCCAGCGAUCGAUUGAGGAGCAGCUGGAGCCGUGGCCGGGCUCCUGGGACGUGUCGGCCGUCGGCGGCGUCACCGACCCGGGCGCCGAGCUGACGGCGGCGUACCUGGCGCUGCUGACGGCCGCCGCGCCGCACCCCGAGCAGCACGCCGGCUCGCCGCUCCUCUUCACCGUCACCUCAAUGCACGGCGUCUCGCACCCGUACAUGGUGGAGGCGUUCAAGGCGUGCGGCUUCAAGCCGUUCGUCCCUGUGGUGGAGCAGAUGGAGGCGGACCCAGAGUUCCCGACGGUGCCGUUCCCCAACCCAGAGGAGGGCAAGUCGGCGCUCAAUCUCGCUAUGGCCACGGCAGACGCCGCCGGCAGCACGGUCAUCCUGGCCAACGACCCCGACGCCGACCGCCUAGCGGUGGCCGAGAAACAAGCCAG
Molecule: messenger RNA, 1114 nt
Organism: Pollicipes pollicipes
Lineage: Eukaryota; Metazoa; Arthropoda; Thecostraca; Pollicipedomorpha; Pollicipedidae
Product: phosphoglucomutase-2
Biological process (GO): purine ribonucleoside salvage; carbohydrate metabolic process
Cellular component (GO): nucleus
Molecular function (GO): magnesium ion binding; phosphopentomutase activity
Source: RefSeq, a predicted model, not a curated record